Eucalyptus grandis is the source of this 775-nucleotide messenger RNA. RefSeq names its product zinc finger protein 2. The record is from RefSeq and is a predicted model, not a curated record. Bases 145 to 612 code for a protein of 155 amino acids. NCBI's taxonomy places the organism in Eukaryota, Viridiplantae, Streptophyta, Magnoliopsida, Myrtales, Myrtaceae. The transcript has a single exon. Gene Ontology annotation, biological process: negative regulation of abscisic acid-activated signaling pathway.
UCUCUCUCGCUCUCGCUCCCGUGAACCGUAACAUCACUUGCACUCAAACCUUUCCUCAGUUACACGGUUCUUGGUUCAAUCAUACUCUCUCUCUCUCUCUCUCUCUCUCUCUCUCUCUCUCUCUCUCUCUCUCUCUCUCUCUCGAUGGAUUAUAAUUAUCAACCCAACACUUCCCUUCAUCUCAGCUUACCAAAAACUCAGCCCAACCUGGAGCUUUUCCUCGAUCGGUCGUCCUCCUCCUCAUCAUCGCCACGCAGUCCAUCCGAAGUAGCUCGGAUGUUCUCGUGCAACUUCUGCCAGAGGAAGUUUUACAGCUCGCAGGCGCUUGGCGGCCACCAGAACGCGCACAAGCUCGAGCGCACCCUCGCCAAGAAAAGCAGAUCAGAGCUAGGCUCGGCCAUCAGAGCUCCUGCAGCGCGCUUGCCGUCGGGCUCCAGUCAUGCCGUUCGCAUUCAUCAACACCACCAUGAGGACCCAGGUAGCUUUCUUGGAGACGUGGGCUACGGAGGGGAGCGAGAGAUGGCGAAGUACGGGUCGGCUUCAAAAGGGUAUCGACCAGAGAAUACUCAUCAGGAAGAGUUUUGUCAGCUUGACUUGUCCUUAAGGCUCUGAAUCGAUUAUUUUUGAAGAAAAAAGCCUAAGAAAGUAAAGAUUAGUAUUCAACUCAUGAGACUUAUUAUUAAUUGUAUUUUACUGGUCAGAAGUUGCUGAUAACUUGUCGCUUCUUCGGAUCGAAGAACAAGUUGAGUUGAAGUAAAUGCUUCAACGCUGAUCA